Cryptococcus wingfieldii CBS 7118 is the source of this 1218-nucleotide messenger RNA. Its product is annotated as prolactin regulatory element-binding protein. NCBI's taxonomy places the organism in Eukaryota, Fungi, Basidiomycota, Tremellomycetes, Tremellales, Cryptococcaceae. Gene Ontology annotation, molecular function: GTPase activator activity; guanyl-nucleotide exchange factor activity; protein binding. Gene Ontology annotation, cellular component: endoplasmic reticulum membrane. Bases 1 to 1218 code for a protein of 405 amino acids. The transcript is spliced from 9 exons. Gene Ontology annotation, biological process: protein secretion. The record is from RefSeq and is a predicted model, not a curated record.
AUGACCAGGACAGCCCACCACGCCCACCCCACACCCUCCUACCCCGUCUACUGCCUCGACUGGGCCACAGACGACUCCCUCCUCCUCGGCGGCGGCGGCGGCGCAACGCGCAGCGGUAUCCACAACAAGCUCAAACUGUGCAAUGUCUCGAAAGACGGCAAGAAACUCAAGUAUCUGAACGAGCUCUCACUGAGCAACGAUGAAGAUGCGCCUAUGACUAUGGCUGUUGACAGGGCGAGCAAACAACUUGUGACUGGCAUAAAUGCCUCGCAAGAAUCCAUCCAGUCUGGCGUCAAUGAUCACGUCCGAGUGUACUCUUAUGGCGAUGAAAAGAUUGAGCUGGUAAAGGGCCAGAAGACGAUAGACGCUGCCUGGUCUGAUGACUUUCCCUACCAAAAACUUUCAGUCAUCUCGCCUUCUGGCAAGCUCCUCGCUGUGGGAAGCACAGACAACAAGGUCGUUAUUCUCCAGUUUCCUACACUGGAGCCAGUGACUGCUCUGUCCACUGAUGCCGAGCUUACCGACCUUGACUGGGGAGGUCCUGAUGGUAACUGGCUGGCCGUGACCACACUCUCCGCCCUCGCCCUCUACCACCUCUCGCCCUCCCUUGCCCUCACUCUCCAACAAACCAUUUUCCCCCCAACGCUCGACAUUGUCCCCGUCGCUUUCCGCUCUGCCCGUUUCUCUCGCUCCUUCUCUACCCCGCUACACUUGCACUCCGUCCUCAACGCCUCCAAGGCGGCCAAGCGCGGAGGGCCGAGGAAGGCUUUCGUGUGUACCUUUGGAGUUGUGGCGGAGGCUAGUAAAGCGCCUUUGACUGAAGAGGAGAAGGCAACGGCUGAGAAGAGCGGGGCAGGGGAGGAGGAAGAUGUGGGGAAAUGGGAUGUUUUGGCAAAGAGGGAGGUUGCGGGGAAGCCUGUCACAGCUUUUGACGUUAGCUCUGAUGGCAAGAUACUGUCGUACGGCUGCUCAGACCUUUCCAUCGGUAUCCUCGACGCCCGAACUCUGGCCCCCCUCCUCAAGAUCCUCCACGCCCAUUCAUUCCCUCCCACCGCUCUGAAAUUCAACCCUUCAGCUUCGUUACUAGUAUCAGCAAGUGCUGAUAACACGGUGAGGGUGGUAGUCGUGCCGGCCGACUUUGGUGGCUUGUCUGCCCCGAUGAUCUUCCUGAUAUUGACCAUCCUCAUCUUGAUCUUGGCUUUGGCUCUGAAAAAGUAG